AAUUAUUGCUGAACAGAUUGAGUUGAUUAUUCUUGUAAAAUAAUUUCCAAUAAAACUAUGGCAAUGCAACUGUGUUUCAACAGUUGAUCAAUUUUUGCCAAACACUUGACGAUUGUUUGAGACAAUGUUUUCAUUUUUAAUCAUUUUCCCAUUACUUUUCACCCUUUCAGCUUCAGCUUUGACUGAUUUGUUGAGUUCCAAGUCGCAUGCUGGUUACAAUACCUAUGCUGUCCUGGUUGCUGGGUCAAAUACACACUUCAAUUAUCGUCAUCAAGCUCAUGUUUGCCAUACUUAUCAAAUCCUUAUUAAUCAUGGAGUUCCUGCAAAAAACAUCAUUGUCAUGAUGUACGACGAUAUUGCCUAUGAUCAAAUGAAUCCUUUCCCUGGUCAAAUAUUCAAUGCUCCCAAUGGCACUGAUGUCUAUGCUGGUGUAGUGAAAGAUUACACUGGCGAGGAAGUAACUGCUGAAAACUUCCUUGGUGUACUCAAAGGUGACAAGACUCUUGCUGCCAUGGGUAAGAAAGUACUCACCACUGGACCCAAUGACAAUGUAUUCAUUUACUAUGCUGGACACGGAGGUGUUGGCCUUCUUGGUUUCCCAUCCAGUUGUCUUUCUUCACAUGAUUUGAACGAAGCUUUAGUUUACAUGCAUGACAAUAAAAUGUAUGGUAAACUUACAAUUCACUUGGAAGCUUGUGAAUCUGGUUCAAUGUUUGAAAACAUUUUACAAGAUAAUCUAAAAAUUCGUGCCAUUACCUCUUCCAACUCUAAAGAGAUAAGCUUUUCAUGUUAUUGUGAUACCCAUAACAUUGGUACCUGCUUUGAAGAUGAAUAUUCAGCUUCUUGGCUUGACUAUAAUAACUUGACCAGACAAGCAUUGGAACAACAGUUUACAGAUUAUGGUGAAAACAGUCCAAGCUUAGAUCCACAGCAAUUUGGUCAAAAGUCUUUGAUUAGUACGAUUCUAAAAGCAGGUCGAAGUUUCCUUUUCCGUGGCGUUAAAAAGGUCGUCACUCAUCUUUGUGUCCAUAAUUACUGUAAAGAUGCCAAGAAAGUUAUGUUAUCUCGACGACCAUUAGUUAAGCAUGAAACAUACGCAAAAGUAGCCAAAAAGUUCCAUUCAAAAUGCCUUAACUUGGGUGUUCACACUUUUGGAAUGAAAUUCAUGCAUGCUUUUGCCGAUAUUGUUGAAUCAAACGACUUCAAUGAGGUAACAUUGAACCGUUUCAUGGAAGAUUUGGAGAAAGCUUGUAAGAAUCACAUUGUUGGCCAUAACUUCAAAGCUAUUAUUUAAGUUAUAAUAUGGAUAGCAUCAUAAAUAAAAUGAACUAACAAGGAAAAACUAUUGGAACAAAUAUUUAACAAAAUCUGUUUUCUGCUAUCAAAUUGAAUGAUAUUUUUGCGCUAAUGUUUCAAUCUAACAAUUAAUAAAGUUAAAGAUACACACGAA
This is a messenger RNA of Tetranychus urticae (two-spotted spider mite), 1450 nucleotides long. RefSeq names its product legumain-like. Gene Ontology annotation, biological process: vacuolar protein processing. Gene Ontology annotation, molecular function: cysteine-type endopeptidase activity. NCBI's taxonomy places the organism in Eukaryota, Metazoa, Arthropoda, Arachnida, Trombidiformes, Tetranychidae. The record is from RefSeq and is a predicted model, not a curated record.